UAAUAAUUGCUUCGAAAAGAGUAAUAAUGCGCUUCUAAGAAGAUAGGAACAGCAGUGAACUGUCAAGGUCGCAAAACGACCCUCGUUACGAGGGGUUUGACCUAAAAAAUAAAAUACUCGCCCCACGUUUUAGUUUUAAACAUUUUUUAAAGUAGUUUAACGUUUACCAGAUGCAUAUGUGGGCGAAUGGAUUGGUAUUGGAAAGUUUUAUGCAAGAGGAAAAUUAUAACUUUUCAAUUUCCUUGUUGCAGGGCUUCUCUUACUAUCAGUCAUCGGCUGUUCAAACUGGAUAUGAAGGCUAUAAGCUCGCUGUUUUUGGCAAUUCUGGUUUUAGUUGUAUUGACCGGUUAUGCUACAAGCUUAAGGGCUGGAGGUCGCAACGUGCUUACCAAAUGGGUGAAGACCUACAUACGAGAAGGAUAUAGCAGGCGAGUUGCGACAACAAAUGGUCGGACUUGUACAAAGACUUGUACCUGGUCAUGUUGCAACUGUAGACGAUGCCGAACUCUGUACAAAACGGUCUGGCGAACGUAUUAUAGAAGCGUGGCAAAAUGGAAACCAAUCUAUUAUUGUGCUGCAGGAUGGAGAGCAAGUGGAGAUGAAUGCACCAUACCAAUUUGCACUGGUCCAUGUCAGAAUGGCGGGAGGUGUGUCAGUCCUGAGCGAUGCCAAUGUACCUCUGGAUGGCAAGGGCCUAAAUGCAGAACCGACAAAAAUGAAUGCGCUACGAACAACGGUGGCUGCCAACAUCACUGUACUAAUAGACCAGGUGGCUACCUUUGCUCUUGUGAUCCGGGAUACAACCCUGUUGGAAGCCAAUGUCAAGACAUUAAUGAAUGCGGUGGCCCGAACAGCUGUCAGCAAAAAUGUGUCAACAAGCCUGGGACCUAUUCGUGUGCUUGUAACGUGGGAUAUCGACUCCUCAACGACUCGGUGACAUGCUCAGACAUAGAUGAAUGUGCACACAGGGUAUGCCAGUACAAAUGCAAUAACACCGCAGGGAGUUUCUUCUGUUCCUGUCCUCAAGGAUAUCUCCUGACAACUAAUAAAAGAGAUUGUGCCGGUAAGUUAGAAUGUGAACAAGACAAACACACAGUCCGAUGUUCAUACCCCGAAUGGGGCAUGCAAAAUGGAAAAUGGCUGGGAUUUAUCAUUUUUUGUCGCUUGAAAAAAAAUAGUAACUUGGGUCACUGGGACUACAGAUGUUUAGAAAAUGUCCUAAAUCACCCACACUUUCUGCUUACAGACAUUAAUGAAUGCGGUGGCCCGAACAGCUGUCAGCAAAAAUGUGUCAACAAGCCUGGGACCUAUUCGUGUGCUUGUAACGUGGGAUAUCGACUCCUCAACGACUCGGUGACAUGCUCAGGGUAUUGUUUGACGUUUCCAAAUUGCAUUCAGUACAAGGGUAGGGGUAUCGUAUGGUGUUUCCUUAGUUUCUUCAUUUAUUUCCUCACCCCAAAAAGGUUGGACCCCACAGUGAAUAAAUCACAUAUCCACUCGUUGGCAACAAAUAAGAAGGCAUCACUUAACACUGAAAUAUGGUUACAAUUUAUAGACAUAGAUGAAUGUGCACACAGGGUAUGCCAGUACAAAUGCAAUAACACCGCAGGGAGUUUCUUCUGUUCCUGUCCUCAAGGAUAUCUCCUGACAACUAAUAAAAGAGAUUGUGCCGAUCAUGACGAAUGCAUGACGGGACACCACGUCUGUCAACAGCACUGUGUCAAUCAUCCUGGAAGUUACAGCUGUGCAUGUCAAAUUGGCUUCACCUUAAAUAAAGACAACCAGUCAUGUUCAGAUAUCAAUGAAUGUACAUUAGGUUUUUCCGGCUGUGCCUACCAGUGUAACAACACUAUAGGCAGCUUCCAGUGCCUUUGUCGGAGUGGAUAUUUUUUGAACCCUGAUAACCAAACCUGUUCAGAUCACGAUGAGUGCAAAAACGGUCGGCACACCUGCAGUCAAAUUUGUGGAAACACUCCAGGGAGCUAUUACUGUACGUGCAGACCAGGAUACUAUCUUGAUCGUGACUUACGGACAUGUAAAGGGUACCCGUGCUUAUCGUUAUCCAAGCCAGCCAAAGGCUACAUGAACUGCACAGGGCAAAUCAUGGACAGCGUCUGUCAGUUCAGCUGUCAGCCUGGGUACGAACUUGUAGGAUCACGACUACGCAUGUGCUUGGCCAAUGGCAAAUGGAGUGGAAAUCGCGCAAUUUGUGAAGUUAAAAAUUGCAAAAAACUACCUCCACCUGCAAAUGGCCAUGUUAAGAUUCCUUGUUCAACCAUUUACAAAGGAAAAUGUUCUUUUGGGUGUCGCUCCGGAUUUUUCCUCAACGGAAGCAGAACAGUUUCUUGCUCUGCGGAUUCCAAGUGGUUGCCGAUCCCUGGAAAAUGUGACGCAAUAACAGUUUGUCACCCUAAUCCUUGCUUUCACGGAGGGGAGUGCAAUCCUAUUAACAGCACAGCCUUCUGGUGUAACUGUACCAACACGGCGUACACUGGCAAUAAGUGUCACAUGGGUAUUUUCCGCAAACCGAAAUAUCCCCGGCUUCAACAAGGUAACAGUUUGAACAUCACCUUUGAAAUGUCUCCGCCAGAGAACCAGCUGACAGUUACGCCAAGUGCAUCGGGAUUAGAAUUCUUACCUCGAAAUUUGGUGAUAUACCCAGUGCAGAGGGAAGAUGGAAAACUGUACCGUACUAACAUGACAGUUACAGCUCGUCUGCCUGGCGUGAAUCUGAUCACAUACACCUUGUCCGGUGUUGCAACCAAUUUUUAUCAGACGGUGCUUCCAGAUACUGUGAUUGUCGUGGACAAUGAAACGCCUUGUAAUGGUAAUCUUAGUAGCAGUCUUCCUGUGGGAUGCCACCAAGCCAGACUACUCAAGUGUCCACAAAGUGACUACUUCUUGUAUGCCAGAUCAACCGAGCCAUGGAAACAAACCCAGGGGAAAGUCAGCACCAAGGGAGUCGUUAGUAUUCUGUCUGCAAAUAAUCGCACUUUACCGCUGGGUAUAACAGGAACAGCACUUGACAAAUCGAAUCUCCUUCAUCUUUCUGUCUCAGCGGACAACAAGUUUUGCAAAGACCACCCAUCAGCAGAUGUACAAUGUCUUCCUUCCGAAAUCAUUGCCACGGUUUUCAUCCAGUCCUUGACUGCUAGCCUUCCUCGCUGGUUACGUUUGAUCCCAUCAAAAACGUUAUCAGGCUUUGACACAAAUGAUGCAAUCACGUACUUAUGGAACGGGCUACAACUAAAGGACAUUUUGAAAGGGCUAGGUCUAUCCGUGAACGAGCGAUCUUAUUAUUCAGGGCUUCUGUACUCAAAUGCCUUAACUGUCGAGUUAAACAAAAGCAGGGUGGCACUUCCUAAGUAUGAUGGCAAAAAUACGCACCUCGUUGUUACGGAUCUCUGUUCGAAGUCAUGGCCUCCUAAUGCACUCAUUGUCUUUAACCCAUUAUCCUAUAAAACGUUACAAGCCAUUUCGCUUUAUGAGAAGCUUGAAGCUCGAGGCUGGAAAGUUACAGCGAUGGCUGUACAGUUUUCUAAAUUAAGUGCUCUAAACUACUCUGCCUAUACAAGAAAGCAAGAAAACGAGCUCAUACCAGGAAGUCUGGAACUCUUUGGAAGAGCGGAAAAGACCAUCAAUGGUUCUCUCCCAAUUGGUUUCAUGAAUGUGCGUUUGGUGGGAAAUACAAUCUUAGGAGUAUCAGAUAUCGACAAAGUAUGGGAGGACAGUCCAACCUUUUGGAAGGCGGGAAUAAGAGGAGAAGUGACGGCAAAUAUGACUCUCUUCUUGUUAGAGCAAAAGGUAUCAGUGGAACUUCAAUUAGAUGAAAGCUCUGGACUGGUGCAGUAUCGAGAAUCUCUAAACAACAAGUCUUGCAAGAUCACAGACACAUAUGAAUUAUCCUUGAAUGGCUUCUCAGCGAAAGAUCCAUUCGCGUUGACUGUUCUUGGCUCCUUUAUCGAGAGUCCGAACGGCAAAGUGUCCUUCUAUGCGAAUUCUCAGCUUCUGCCCAACUCGUCAGCAAAAGAGCCAAGUGGAUCCUCAGCCAUCCAGCUGGAAUUGGCAUUAUCUGGCGUUGUCAAAUUUGGACCUUUGAAGUUUCCCAACAUGUCCAUCAGUACUGAGAUGUUCUCAGAAGAAUUCAAAACGUGCAAUGGUCAAGGCAAUAAGAUAGAUGUUCCUGGUUUAAUCGUUUCCGCUACUUUCAACCAACCGGAGGUGUUAGGAAGGUUCUUCACUUGCCUCAAUUCGGAUUCCCUUCAGAUUUUCUUGCCUUCUAACAGCCGGAACAGUUCUGAAGGAGUCCUUGACACCAGUGUGGCCUUGCUGGGUGACUCGUUUAAAGCUAAAUUGAACAUAUCAAACAGCUCUUUGAAUUUUAAGAAAGAGGUCAAUUUAUUCGAUAAUUAUCGCCUGUCAAUAUAUGGGUCAAGUCAAUUACAGACAUGGGAUUCCCUGUCUUUGAAAGUCACCGGAACGUUCGGUAAAACAGACCCUAACAGUGAUCAGAAUGCACUGGAGGAUACAAUGAAAGAAGUUAUAAACGAUUACACAAAGGUUGUUGUUGAAACUACUACUCAGCGACUAAAAGUUUUCGAAAGUAUGAGGAACAAAAUUAAAGCGAGGAUCAGCAGGAGCCAUUUACGACUUGUCCAAGCAGAAAAUAAAACUCAUUUGGCCAUCGAGCAAUACCUUAGAGCAUUAAAAGCCGAACGUACCGCCUUGAAGGAUGUGAAAAAGGCAGAGAAGAUUUUGACCAACAGUAGUGAAGAACUUAACCAACUCAAAGUAUCUUUUGAGCGGUUAUGCUCCGUAAUUGAAUGUCCCUACAUUUGUGUUACCGGAACCGCUUGUAAUGCUUGCUAUGAAGAUCUCAUCAGCAAGGAGCAGGGGGUCUGCCAGCGACCUGUCACAAUCUCCGACAGGAAAAAACUCCCUCCAUUUCAGGAGACAUCGACUUGUCACGAAGAGGAGUGCGAUCAUUCCGGGGAUGAUUUAUGGCCUACCAUAUCCUGUAGUUUCGAGAAAGUCGGGAAACGAGUUCUGAAACCAGCGAUUGUAUUAUAGGAGGUACAGUUCUUUUAUCGUCCAUGGGCGCUCCACCACCAGCUGCAUAUGUCGCUUCAACUGCUGCAGUAAAUGCCGCGUACGAACAUGAUAAAACGAAUGAUCCACAUAAAUCAGCAUCUGCGGGAAUCAAAUCGGGAAUACUGGCAGUUCUAUUCACAGCUGCGGGUGAGAAAGCAGGAGAGUACGUACCCGGGCUCAAACCGGACCCAGAUCAUAGUGAAGACUUUGGAUGGGCAGCAGUAGGGGGAGCGAAAGAAGCUGUAGAACAAUGUAAUGAUGAGGGUUCAUGGAACUGCGAAC
This is a messenger RNA of Orbicella faveolata, 5373 nucleotides long. RefSeq lists its product as uncharacterized. Gene Ontology annotation, molecular function: calcium ion binding. The record is from RefSeq and is a predicted model, not a curated record. Lineage: Eukaryota; Metazoa; Cnidaria; Anthozoa; Scleractinia; Merulinidae.